GGCAACUUAUGUACUGGACCGCGGGCCUGGGCUUGUAAGGGCUUGGUCUGGGGCGGGCUUGGGCCGAUAUAAUCAUAACCCGCAAAUUAGCGGGCCUUGCGGGCAUGGGGUUGCGCGGUGCCGGGUUCAUUGCGGGACGGCCCAUAUCACCCGCGGGAUAGCCCAUUGGGACCGCAUCUAGACACUUCUUCGUGUUCCUCACCUGAAAACAAAACAAGAUAGAGAGAGUGAAAAGCGAUGGAGGCAUGGAGCUUCGUCGAUAAUGGUGUGACGAACUGGAGCUCCGGCGAAGGCCGUUCGAUGUCCGAUCGACGAGGCGUCGUCAGUGCUUCUGGUGACCGAAUCGCGUUCGAGCUGCAGCAUCGAAGGUUUCUAUUCCUCGUCGUUCCAUCACCGGAGCUGUUCAUCUUCCUCGUUCCAUCACCGCCUCACCGGAGCUUCUCUUCUACAUCGAUCUACCACUGCAUGCCGUAGAUUAUCACCGAGCCACCACCGGAUCUUCUCUUCUUCACUGAGCCACCAGUGUAGCUUCUAUUCUUCACCAAGCCACCACCGGAGGUUCUCUGCUUCACGGAGCCACCACCGGACCUUGUCUUCUUCACUGAGCCACCACCGGAACUACUCCUCUGCAGCCGUAGCUUCUCUUCUUCACGGAGCCACAACCGUAGCUUCUCUUCUUCACCGAGCCACAACCGUAGCUUCUCUUCUUCACCGAGCCACCACCGGAGUUUCUCUGCUUCACGGAGCCACCACCGGAGCUUCUCUUCUUCACCGAGCCACCACCGGAGCUACUCCUCUGCAGCCGUAGCUUCUCUUCUUCACCGAUAAAAAGGUAGUGGUAUCAUUACUCGUUUAGCUAGCUAAGUAACUUAGUAGCUCACCAAAGACGUUUUUGUUGUUGCAUUGAGUUUGAUGGGGAACAAAGCGAGAACUCUUGAAGAUAUUGUGGACGCAUGCUUGGCAUAUGGAGUGAUGUCUCGAUAUAACAACCAAAGGACCUCGGGUUAGUGCUUCUUACAGAUAACUAGUAAGCAUUGCUAGGAUCACGGUUUAGAUAGGGGAACUCAUUGUUUAGAUAUGAGUCACGGUUUAGGUAGGACUCGGGAAUGUUGUUCGAUCUGUUGUUUGAAUUGUUGUUUGAGAAUGUUGUUUGAACUGACUUAGGAAGUUAGGAGUUAGGACUCGGGAAUGUUUGAGAAUAUUGUUUGAAUUGUUCUUUGAGAAUAUUGUUUGAAUUGUUUUAAUUUUUAAGUUUCCUAAUUUUACAAAAUUUAAUUAAAAAUAGGGAUCAAAUUUAAAAAAACCCUACAUCCACUUAGGUCACGACUCUAGCCGUAAGUUAGAAUAAAAAAACUAAAAAACUAGCAAACUUAGAAACGUGAGUACGUGACUACGUGAGAGACGAUGGGAUCAUCCAGAGACGAUUCAGAAGAGCAAUUCAGUUUGAAUACUGACUACUCGCCACCAGCUACCUGUGACUUGGGGACUCAGCAACUCAUUGCCAGACUUGCUGCAGAAGAAGAAAGGAAUGAUCUGAGAGCUGAUGAGGCUGAUGAUGGAAAGAAGCAAGCACGGAAAAGAAAGUUGAUUAGUCUGGUCGAUUCAGAAGAAGAAUCUGAUGUUGAAAUCACACCUCCAACCCAAUCAACCAAGCCUCGCAGACAAACAACUUAUGGAACAGCCAAGCGGAAGCCCAUGUUACAAUCCACUCUGGAUGGUGGUAGUGGCUCGUCCGCACGGGCUCGUAGUCAGAAGAAUGUUCCGUUGAAAGCCGUGAUUAGGGGAGGAAGAAGAAAGGCAUCAACUCAGCCCUUGUCUAGUGAGGCGCGAAAAAAGAAGGGCUCCUCUAGUCGGUCGCAGAAGAAUAAGAAGAAGAUUGAUGAGGAUAUACCGGAUUUUGAUGAUGAUUUCGAAGAAGUUGAGUUGGAUGAGGCUGAAAUCAAUUUGGAAGAGAUGGAGAAUAGGCAAUGGUCAGACGUUUGGAAGGAUUUCACUGUGGUUGAAAAACCAAAUGGAGAUUUGAAAGCUGUAUGCAAUCAUUGCAAGAAUGAGUAUGCGUGGUAUUCUCACUCGCAUGGAACAAGUGGGUUGAGGAGACAUCGAGGGAGAUGUAAAAUGUACCCAAGGAAUGGAGGAAGGCAGCAACAACUCAAUACCGAGGGUAAAGUAGUAGCUCGCAAGUACGAUCAUACUGUGUUUAGGCAGUUGGUAGCAAAGACAAUUGUCCAGCAUGAUCUACCAUACUCUUACGUGGAGUAUGAAAGAGUGAGAGAGACAUGGAAGUAUUUGAAUGUUGAUGUCCAAUUCAUCUGUCGAAACACGGCGAAAUCAGAUGUUUAUCGUUUGUAUGAAAGCGAGAGAGAGACACUGAAACGUGAGUUAGCGAGUCUUCCUGGACGAGUCUCCUUCACUUCCGACUUGUGGACAUCACUGAAACGUGAAGGAUACAUGUGUGUGACAGCACAUUACAUUGAUCGGAAUUGGAAGUUGAACAGCAAGAUCCUGUCAUUUAGUGCUCUACCACCACCACAUAACGGAAUGAGUGUUGCGGUUCACCUUCUUGAGUCGCUGCAAGAGUGGGGUCUCGACAAGAAGGUUUUCUCUAUCACAUUGGAUAAUGCUUCAAGUAAUGACUCGAUGCAAGACAUAGUCAAAUCGCAGCUGUUGUUAAAUGAUGAUUUGUUAUGUGGAGGAGAAUUUUUUCAUGUCAGAUGUGCUGCUCACAUCCUUAACCUGAUAGUGCAAGAUGGUUUGAAGGUUAUUGGAGGCGCUUUGCACAAAGUUAGAGAGAGUAUUAAGUAUGUGCUAGCAUCGGAAGCGCGGGAAGAGUUGUUUGAAAAAUGCGUGAAUGCUGCAGGCAUAACUGAAAACGCGGGUCUGAUCUUGGAUGUGCAGACAAGAUGGAACUCGACUUACUUUAUGCUUGAAAGAGCCAUCAAGUUCCGUAAAGCUUUUGUUAAGUUGGAGACAUUUGAUAAGAGAGGUUAUAAAGUGGCGCCUACAGCUGAGGAAUGGACGCGAGCUGAUAAGAUAUGCCAAUUUUUGUGCCCUUUCGCAGAGAUCACAAAACUGAUGUCAGGUGCUAAUUACCCCACCUCGAACUUGUAUUUUUAUCAAGUUUGGUCCAUCCAUGAGUGGCUUCAAAUGAAUGAGUGCAGCGAGGAUGAGAUCGUCCGAAAAAUGGUGCCACCAAUGAAAGAGAAAUUUGAUAAGUAUUGGGAUGAAGUUAGUGGUGUUUUUGCAAUGGCAGCAGUCUUUGAUCCACGUUUCAAGCUUUCAAUUGUGGAGUGUUGCUUAGGGAAGCUUGACAUGAGUACACGUGAUGUGAAGUUGAAGAACUUGCGCCAGAAGCUGAGUAUUUUGUUCGAGUCUUACGACAAAAAAUCCAAGGCUAACUCACCGUCUACGGAGCCACGUGAGACGGUUCCACAAAAUGUCACUUCUGCAGGUUCCAUGGGACUGUUUGGAAACUACCAAGAAUUCUUUAAAUUUCGCAAAGUCAACGGAGCUGCUACUGGAAAGACAGCUCUAGAAGCUUAUCUUGAUGAACCUCCUUUGGACAUUGAUAGUUUAGAGAGCUUGGACAUUCUCCAAUUCUGGAAAACUAACACUCAUCGUUAUGGUGAUUUGGCUGCAAUGGCUUGUGAUCUGCUCAGCAUUCCUAUCACAACAGUGGCUUCAGAGUCCUCCUUUAGUAUUGGAUCGCGAGUUCUUAACAAAUACCGGAGCCGUUUACUCCCAAAAAAUGUGCAAGCUCUGAUAUGCACUAGGAAUUGGAUCAAAGGAUAUGAGGCUUAUGAACAUGAAGACGAAAUUGAUCCUGCAGAGGAGACAUUACCAUCUUUUGACUCCAUUGCCAAUGAAGAAAAUGAUGAUGCGGAAGUCUGAUAUUUUUCUUGAUUUGCUGUUUUGUUUUGUUUCAAUUUCUUGGAUUUGUUUGACUACAAUGCUUGGGUUUUUUUGGCUUUAUUACAUUGGUGUUUUGGUUAAGACAAUAUGAAAAUCCAAUUGCUUUU
Molecule: messenger RNA, 4016 nt
Organism: Brassica napus (rape)
Lineage: Eukaryota; Viridiplantae; Streptophyta; Magnoliopsida; Brassicales; Brassicaceae
Product: zinc finger BED domain-containing protein RICESLEEPER 2-like
Exons: 3
Coding region: 1405-3888 (827 amino acids)
Molecular function (GO): DNA binding; protein dimerization activity
Source: RefSeq, a predicted model, not a curated record